AUGAAACUGAGAUUUCAUAAAGAAAAAAAAUCAAUUCAUUUACAUUUUAAAAGAUAUUCUCAUUUAAUUAUCAUUUUUUGCAUAUUAUUUAGUGUAUAUAUUAUUGGAAAUUCUAAUUUUAAAAGUAGACUUGAAAUAGAUAAAAACGAAAGAAUUAACGAAAUUGAUGAAAUUGAGAUAAUCGAGAAAAUAGAGAAAACUGCAAAAAUCAAACAACAACCAAAGAAAUCUGAGAAAAAAGAAAUAUCAUCGGUUUUUAAUAAAUUAUUUUAUGAUUAUGAUGAUGAACUUUUCAUUACUUAUCAACCACAUGGAGGACUUAAUAGUCAACGUAUAUCUUUAUGUAAUGCUAUCACCAUGGCGUAUUAUUUUAAGAGAACUUUAAUCAUACCUCCAUUAAUUUUGGGAAAACCUAUUAGAUAUACAGAUUUCAAUAAAUAUUCAAAAAUUUUAUCAAAAUUAAAGCAUUCAACAGAUUUUCUUCGCUAUUGUGAUCGAGAAGUAGAUGAAAAUCGAAAUUUAUGUAUCGAAUAUCAUAAUUCAUAUACACUUUAUCAAUGGGAUGAAUUAUUUGACUUUAGUUUCAUUAAAAAAUAUGUUAAAGUAGUUCAGUUAGAGAAUUUUAGAAAAGAAAAUUUAUACAAAUUAUCAAAUGUCGAAUAUUUCGAAGAAAUAUAUUUCUUAAAAUCUAAUUCUAAAUUUUACGAUGAAAAUAUUUUUAAUAAAACUUUUUCGAAAGGUUCAAAUAUUCAAUUUCUUUCGGAUUUAAAAAAUAUUUCUCACAGAUUAUUACAUUUCGGAAGUGUUUCAGGAUCAGAUAGAAUUACAUUUUCAUUACCGGAAAAUUUAGAAUUUAGUCAACAACUUUAUGGAUCCUUUUUACCAAAUAAUCCAAUAAUUUUAAGUAUCGUUGAAAACAUAGUUGAAUCACUUGGAAAUUCAUUUAAAUUCGUAUCGACACAUGUUAACUCUAGAAAUUUUAUGAACAGAGUUAAAAAAAAUAAAUUAAUGGGACUUUUAUUUAAAGAAAUUGAAGAAGAAUUUCAAAAUCCAAGUUAUAUUCAUGAUCAAACAUUUCUAGAAUCAAGAUGUAAAUUAAUGUAUCCUGAUAAACCAGAUAUAGUUUUAUAUAUUGCCACUGAUGUAGAACCGGGAGAUAAAAUAAUUAAUGAUAUACUACAACAAUUUCCUUGUACAUUUAGACUUUCAAAUUUUAGUGACCAUUUACAACCAAUAGAAACAUUGAUAAAUCCUUUAGAUGGAUUACUUUUAUCUAAAUUUCUAUUACCACUUAUUGAUCUUAUGGUAGCUGCUCAUUCUUCUAAAGUAUUUACAUUUUCAUUUAGUCCAUUUGAUACUUUUCUUCAAGAUUAUAAUAGAUUUUUGGUAGAAAAAUCAAAAUCUGAAGAUGAAGAUGAAGUUUAUUAA
Molecule: messenger RNA, 1428 nt
Organism: Diversispora eburnea
Lineage: Eukaryota; Fungi; Glomeromycota; Glomeromycetes; Diversisporales; Diversisporaceae
Source: the annotation of a GenBank genome assembly